AUGACGGUGAUUGUACAAGCCAACGUUGAGGCUAUCGCUGCUUUAACAAGUAAUACCGAUGAAGCGAACUCUCAUCUUGCUAAGCAUACGGAGUUGAUGCAGCAAAUCUUUGUAGCUCUCCAACAGCCAGUUCUAGUACCUAAACCUUCGUUCACUGCUCAAAACUGGGACCAGCUCAAUCAGACGUGUGAGGCAGAUGUUCUCCUCCCCCGCGCUAUAAUUAGAGUUGAAGAGAUGAUGGGGGAGACAGAAUCCAAAGUUGCUCCUUCGAAUGCUGUUGCUGCCACUAGACCUUCUGUUGUUCCAGCAACAAAAGCUGAAGCUGAAGCUGAAGUUGCUGAUGAAAACCCAACUUCUUGUCAAGCUUCUGUAGCUGAAGAUGUUGAUGUCAUCCGAGCUGGCGCUGAAGCUCGUGACGAUGAUCUUCCAAUUACCUCUACGGCCAAUGAUGGUGAUAUGGAAGAUGAUGAUGAAGAAGACGGUGAAUCUCUCGACCUUCCUGAUGCUGGUGAAGACCUAGAUGAUGAUGAUGAUGAUGAUGACGACAAUGAUGACGAGUUCACCAUUCAGUAG
This is a messenger RNA of Cynara cardunculus var. scolymus (artichoke), 573 nucleotides long. RefSeq names its product trigger factor-like. The transcript is spliced from 2 exons. The record is from RefSeq and is a predicted model, not a curated record. The coding region runs from base 1 to 573 and encodes 190 amino acids. NCBI's taxonomy places the organism in Eukaryota, Viridiplantae, Streptophyta, Magnoliopsida, Asterales, Asteraceae.